CUAGCAGACACCUUUCGGGCUCGAAACAAUUUUAACUACCUGUGUCUGUGUCCUAGUAGGAGUAGGAGAGCAGAUCUAGAGAUUGCCACUGGCCUGGUUAGGAGAUCCUUGUCACACUCUGUAUUGAAAUGCAAUGGAUGAACAGAGGAACAAAGGAUACCCAACAAGAGUGGAGAAGAAAGGUCAUCACAAGUUAUAUAACCCACCAUAUGAGCCAUUGACUCCUGAUAUGAUGACUGAUCCAGAUGGCUUGACAUCAGUCAAAUUACCAGGAAAGAAGUCUGAUAUCUUGUCAGCUAAACAAGUGUCAAGAAAGAAAAGAUCCACCAAGAAGCAGGGUAGGGAUGAAGAUGAUGUUUGGGGGAGUGAUCAGGAUAUUUUUGUGAAACCCAAAGUCAGAAGGAGACAAAAUUCAUCAUCAUCUGGCGAACGGGCAGCCCUCUCUUCAAGAUUAAUUCCUUUACAGUCACCCAUCAAAAGACAGAAGCUGAGGCAGAGUUUGUCUCAUAUAUCACCAAGGAGAUCAGGGUCAGCGCAGCAUUCAAUCUCCAUGACAAAAGAAAAUGCAAAGAAGCUUCAGUUUGUAACUAAUCGGGCUCGGCAAAGAAGGAAAAGUAUUGAUAGCACUGAAGCACCGAGAAAAUGUAGACUGGAUAACUUACCUCCCCCAAAUAUGGAACAGAAGGUGUUAGCUCAAAGAGCAGGGGUUCAUAAGGAGAGUGAAAAGUUAAAUGAGUUUAGAAACAAGCAACAUUUAUACUCAGAUUUGGGAGACUCCUUUAUACAUAAAGAAUUAAAUCAAGAAGACAAGAAUUCCUCACAGGUACUCAAUUUUAGCAUGUCUGGAAUGCAUGGAUGCCAGUCAGGGAAGAAUUUCAAAAGUUCAGAUGCUUUGCACAACCCAAGCGAAGGACUGUUCACUGAUACUGAAUCUGGAAAUGAAACGGACACUCAAGCCAUUAUACAGAGAACAGUAUCAAGAUUCCUCAGUUCACAGGAAGUGCAGAAGUUAGAACACAGAUCCUCCUGUUCUGAAGGUGUCAGGAAUGUUGAUUCGGAAGUUAGUGAGAGUUCCAAUGAUGAUGAUGAAGCCAAUGAGACUUUCUUAGAGAAGGAGGUUCGGGGUUUCUUUGAAAGUAAGAAACAACCAACUUCAAGAGAUCACAGAGCGGUAGACCUUCCAUCGGUAAUGUCAUUGAAUCCUGUACAACAGGGGCUGAUUGAUGGAGUAUCAGAUGAAAGUGAGGUCAUUUGUGCAGGACAAAAGAUGCGUUCACAGCGUGAGCCUGAUGUGGUUAGGGAUAAUGAUACUCAUGAGCAUAGUUCUGAACCUGUCAUGGGUGAUAGUGAAUACGGGCAGAGACUCUCUGUUGAUUCAUCGAGUUCCAGAAACAGCGGUGUGGCAAUUAGUGACAUCAAUUUAGACCAAGUGGAUGAGACUUUGAGUGAAGAUAUUUUCAGUGGAAACGAGAAUUCAAGUGACAAAAUGCAGAAUUUUUUACAGAGAUGCGAGUCAUUUACAAACCAGGAUGUUGAAAUUGAUUCAACAUCUGAGGAAUCGAUACUGCAAGGUGCUACUGGGAAGUCAAGUGAUGUCAGCGAGAGGCAUCAACUGCCUGGAGAACAAGCUGCUACUGUAGUAUCCCCACCUCCAUCAACGGCCGAAAUAGGAAAGCAGAUGUUCCGGUUGUACUGUCACAAAACUGCAGCCCCAGAAAUUUUUAAAGUCCUCAAGACCUGUGGAAGCAUCGAUGGCAGCAGUCUGCAAUCAGCGGCUGUUGAUGAGCCUAUGUGCAUUGAGGCAAUAUGGGGGAAGGUAUUAGAAGAUUCGGCUGACAGAACUUUAACCGAUGCAUCACCGGUGCUCUUUGAGGAGAACUCUGAUGAUUUUCAUGAGCCUGCAGAUAUUGAAGAGGUUGAACAAUUAAUCAAAGAAACGGAUUUGGGGAGCGAUUCAAGAAAGAGAGCAGCUGAGAACAGUACAAAGACCAACCCAAAGAAGUUGAGGAAGAAAAAGAAGAAAGUCCCAGAAACACAGGGAGAUGGCACGCUACAGAGGGGAAUGAAGAUCAUUACUGAAGCUAUUACAGGAGGUGCAAGAAAGAUAAAUGGUGUAGCUGAGAAUGAUACAAAGACCACCCCAAAGAAGUUGAAAAAGAAGAAGAAAAAGGAGAAAAUGCCAGAAACACAUAGAGAUAACACACCACAAGAUAUGGAGAUCGUCACUGGACCAAUUAAAGGAGAUGCAAGAAAGAAAAAUGGUGUAGCUGAUAAUGAUACAACCAACCCAAAGAAGUCGAAGAAGAAAGAAAAGAUGAAGAAAGUGCCAGAAAUACAAGGAGAUAGCUCAAUUCAAACUAGAAUGAAAAUCAUCGCUGGACCUAUUAAAGGAAGUGCAAGAAAGAAAAAUGAAUUGCGAUGGAAGGAAGAAUUGGGAGAACUCACCAAGUGCCUGUGGAGUCCUAUCACUCUAGAACCAUCCUUGGAAUCUGGCCUCUGCAUGCUCAGGCGUUUGAAGGCAGCGGCCAAGGCAACACCUCAUCAACGAAAGACUCAACUUGACAGAACGGCAGAUUUGAAAGAAGAUGACCCAAAUCUUGGAGGCUUCAUCAAUCUAUUAUCAUACCCUGAUGUCUUCAUGACAAGAAAAAAGGACAGGCCCACAAUUCGUAACCUAGCUCCAAGUGAAAUCCAAGUUUUGGACGGUUCUUAAGCACCUGAUUGAAUGUGUAUGCAUUCUGGUUGAUUCAUGUGAUAUACAGGUAUGACUUUAUCCUCAUACACUUUGUAAAGUGCAUUCUAAUUCCACCAUCACCAAUUUUAGUUGUUGUUGUUGGCAGUCCCUCUGCCCCAUCAACUGAGUCAUAUCUCUUUAAAAGGAAGAAAUACAUGUAUGGCAAAAAGAAUUGCUAUUUUUGUAUCAUACUACCAGUCAAAAUCAAUUUGCCACUUAAAUAAAAAAAAUUAUAUACAAGCCUUUCUGUAUAUUUUAUAAUGCAUAUCAUUCACUAUAAUAGUGUUGAUUAUUUUCAUCUCGUCUGUAUAGCAGAGUGAGACAAUCGGCGCCAAUUUUGAAAUCUUGAUUAAGGUUCAGUUUUUUUAUAUGGCAUCAUAACCUAUAUGGACUUAUUUCAUGACUCUUGGACAUAAGGGUAAUCGAGUAUCAUUCAUAUUCUUGCAUGAGUUUCAGGUCUUAUUAUCAAGGCCAAAGGUUAUUUAGGGGUAAUGAACAUUGUCCAUGUUUAGGUAUCAACAUUGUCAAGGUUAAGUUUUUAAAUGCCAUUAUAACUUUGAAAGUAUAUGGCUUAUUUCAAGAAAAUUGGACACAAGUGUAUCACUGAUGUAUCACUGAUAUUCUUGCAUGAGUUUCAGGUGUCAUGGUCAAGGUCAAAGGUCAUUUAGGGUGAAUGAACUUUUACCAUAUUUUGGUAUCAAUAUAAAAAUAAAUCAACCCAGGUUAUGAUUUUGAGUUUUCCUUAUUCCAUAAAACUUUGAUAAAGACACUAAUGAUUAUUAGAAAAUGGCAAAGGGAUAUAAUUUGAUGUCACUGGGUAAAGGUCAAAGUCAUUUGAGGUCAAUGAAUUUAUAAUUUCAUUAUCAAAUGAAUAUCGUAUUUUCCCCUCUAUUUAAAAUUGUUAAUCUGGGUUGUUUUCAGUCACCAUUGCUGGAAUAUUGAAUUGCAUAAUGCAGGAGAGACUGCAAGAUGCACUCCACUUGUUGUAUCCCAUGUAAGGGAAAGCUUGUUCAUAUUUAUCUGUAAAAGCAGAAGAUGACUAGACCUUGUCUUUUUUGUUUAUAAAGGGGAAGGCUAAAGAAAAACCUGAAUUAUGUUUUAGGAGUUGGAAACUGUUAGAGAAAGAAAUAAUCAAGUUAUAAUAUUCUUCCUUGAAUAGGUUUAUUUUUUCCAAAAGAAUUGACAAUAAUCUAUCAGGAGCAAGAUGACAUGUCUCUGAGGAGAUACACAGGAUUUGUUGUUGCCAAGGGGGAUUUACCCCCCUGUAUAAUUACAAAGACAUUAUUAUGCAACUUUUAUCCAUGAUAUGCCACAAUUAUUAUCCACUCCUUGGGUAAAUAUAUUUUCAUAACCAAAUUUUCCGCAUGUUGAUUAUAUUUUGCUGGAUUAUCAUGACCCCCAAAUUUGGUUAUAAGUCCCCCUAAGAACUGGCAAAGAGAAUGAUUUCCUCAGACCUUUGUCAUCUUGUUUGGCCCUUUUAUUAGCACCAUAUGGUCAUUAUUUCUUUGGAAAGUAUAAGAAAACCUGGAUACAGCCUCGGGAAAAACGUCAAACUGCUUAAAACUUUCUUUUGCUGAUCGUUUCUAUCUCCAAACAUUUAAUAUUUGGUGCCCUGUAUUUCUUUUGUCCUCUCUUGUUAGAAAU
Molecule: messenger RNA, 4378 nt
Organism: Lytechinus variegatus (green sea urchin)
Lineage: Eukaryota; Metazoa; Echinodermata; Echinoidea; Temnopleuroida; Toxopneustidae
Exons: 7
Coding region: 134-2713 (859 amino acids)
Source: RefSeq, a predicted model, not a curated record